GCCCAAUCGGCCGUCCUAGGGCUGGGCCACGCCCAAGCAGCAACCAGCAGGCUGGGCGUGGCGUGACGGAACUGGCGAGGAGCGUUACGUGGCGGGGCUGCAGUGUGGAGUCGCCACUCGGCCCUCCUGGAUUUAUUGUUUUGCUUUGUCACCCAGGCUGGAAUGCAGUGGCUCGAUCUCAGCUCAUGGCAAUCUCUGCCUCCUGGGUUCAAGUGAUUUUCCUGCCUCAGCCUCCUGAGUAGCUGGGAUUACAGAUCACUCCUCUGACAAAGAUCCCAACAAGACAACAUGGCUCCCAAGAAGCCUGAGCCUAAGAAGGAGGCCGCCAAGACAGCUCCAGCUCCAGCCCCUGUGCCAGCCCCUGCUCCAGCUCCUGAGCCUCCCAAGGAACCUGCUUUUGACCCCAAGAGUGUAAAGAUAGACUUCACUGCUGACCAGAUUGAAGGUGAGUAUGGACAACCCCACCUCUCCGUCUUUAUUGCACUUUCCUGGAGGAGGAAGAAGAGGAGGAGGAGUUGUUGUUCUCAUGAGUUCAAAGAGGCCUUUUCACUGUUUGACCGGACCCCAACUGGAGAAAUGAAGAUCACCUUCGGGCAGUGUGGGGACGUACUGCGGGCCCUGGGCCAGAACCCCACCAACGCCGAGGUGCUGCGCGUGCUGGGCAAGCCCAAGGCUGAAGAGAUGAAUGUCAAGAUGCUGGACUUUGAGACGUUCUUGCCCAUCCUGCAGCACAUCUCCCGCAACAAGGAGCAGGGCACCUAUGAGGACUUCGUGGAGGGCCUGCGUGUCUUUGACAAGGAGAGCAAUGGCACGGUCAUGGGUGCUGAGCUUCGGCAUGUCCUUGCCACCCUGGGAGAGAAGAUGACUGAGGCUGAAGUGGAGCAGCUGUUAGCUGGGCAAGAGGAUGCCAACGGCUGCAUCAAUUAUGAAGCCUUUGUCAAGCACAUCAUGUCAGGAUGAGGCAGAGUCUUCCAGGUGCCUGGCCCUUGGCCUUAGCCAUACAAGGGCGAGUUAGAGAGAGGUCCUGGAUGUGAGCUGAGACAGAGUCCUGGACUUAUCACCAUGCCAUUGCCCCAAGGACCUCACAGCCCCUCCCUGUUAAUAAACAGCUCCUAUAUGGCCAGGCUGGGCUCCGGGAUUCUGA
Messenger RNA from Callithrix jacchus (white-tufted-ear marmoset), 1144 nucleotides. RefSeq names its product myosin light chain 4 (gene MYL4). The record is from RefSeq and is a predicted model, not a curated record. Gene Ontology annotation, cellular component: A band; myosin II complex. Lineage: Eukaryota; Metazoa; Chordata; Mammalia; Primates; Cebidae. Gene Ontology annotation, molecular function: actin monomer binding; calcium ion binding. Gene Ontology annotation, biological process: cardiac muscle contraction.